AUGGAUGAAUACACAGACAUAUCCUAUAUCCCCUCUGAACCACAUGACAUCUUCCAGAACUUCAACAUCUACAUCCCGAAACUACGGAAUACUUCGGAUGGGCGACCCCCUCUGGUUUGUUUCAUACAUGGAGGUGCAUGGAGAAGCGAAGAUAAGCUCGAUCAUGUCGGGUUGGCUCAUAAACUCGCGAGUUUCACUGGAUACGCAGUGGCAAUCCCCAAUUACCGCCUGUCCCCUCGUGAAACGACGGAGGACAAUGCAAUCCAUCAUCCCAAUCACGCAAAAGAUGUUCUACGCUUUCUUGAAUUUGUUACCACCUGGGGAGGCCCGCAUGGUACUAGUGUCUAUGACUCAAACAGAUUGUGUUUGAUGGGACAUAGCUGUGGUGCUCAUAUACUGUCAUCGAUCUUCCUCGAGGCUACCCAAGGCGAGGACCCUUUGCGUCCCUCAGUCGAGCUUCUCGAGAGCACAAAAGCCAUAAUCAUGUCAGAGGGAAUAUAUGACAUCGAUCUCCUUCUCUCGAGUUUCCCCACUUAUAGGACUUGGUUCAUUGAGCCUGCAUUUGGUCGGCGGAGUACUUACGGGGAAGUUUCAGUCACAAAGAUGAAUCCGAGGGUGGACCACCCUCACUUGCACUGGUUAAUCGUGCAUUCCAAAGGGGAUACUUUAGUCGAUGAAGCUCAGAGCGAAGCAAUGUAUCAGCAUUUACUUCCCAGUGUCCCCCAUAUCGCGAGGAACUUUGGAGAUCUCAUAGAAGAGCAUAACGACAUACUAAAAGCGUCGAAUUUGUUAAACUUGUUGGACAAUACAUUUUAG
Suillus subaureus is the source of this 816-nucleotide messenger RNA. RefSeq names its product Alpha/Beta hydrolase protein. NCBI's taxonomy places the organism in Eukaryota, Fungi, Basidiomycota, Agaricomycetes, Boletales, Suillaceae. The record is from RefSeq and is a predicted model, not a curated record. Bases 1 to 816 code for a protein of 271 amino acids. The transcript has 2 exons.